Molecule: messenger RNA, 999 nt
Organism: Prunus armeniaca (apricot)
Lineage: Eukaryota; Viridiplantae; Streptophyta; Magnoliopsida; Rosales; Rosaceae
Source: the annotation of a GenBank genome assembly
UUCAUUGCAGCCAAACCAGUUACCAAGAGUGAGCUUAAUUCUCGUAUUCUUCAGGACUCAAUCAUUAAGCAGAUAAAUGACAACCCCAUGGCUGGAUGGGAAGCUGCCAUGAAUCCCCGAUUCUCCAAUUACACUGUUAGCCAGUUUAUGCACCUUCUGGGAGUUAAACCAACACCCCGAAAGGAUUUUCAGAGUUUUCCUAUUUUAACUCAUCCAAAAUCUUUGAAGUUGCCAACUAAUUUUGAUGCAAGAACAGCUUGGCCUCAGUGCAACACAAUUGGAAGAAUUCUAGAUCAGGGUCACUGUGGCUCUUGUUGGGCUUUUGCUGCUGUUGAAGCACUAUCAGACCGUUUUUGCAUCCAUUUUGGCAUGAACAUAUCACUUUCUGUUAAUGAUCUCUUAGCGUGCUGUGGUUUCAUGUGUGGAGAUGGUUGUGAUGGGGGGUAUCCAAUUUAUGCUUGGCGAUACUUUGUCCACCACGGUGUUGUCACUGAAGAGUGUGACCCAUACUUCGAUCCAACUGGCUGUUCACACCCUGGGUGUGAGCCCGCAUAUCCUACUCCAAAGUGUGUUAAAAAGUGUGCAGAUAAAAACCAGCUAUGGAAGAAUUCAAAGCGUUAUAGCAUCAAUGCAUAUAGAAUCAAUUCUGAUUCCCACAGUAUCAUGGCAGAGGUUUAUAGUAAUGGACCAGUUGAGGUCGCCUUCACUGUUUACGAGGAUUUUGCACACUAUAAAUCAGGAGUUUACAGACAUAUUAAAGGUGAUGCAUUGGGAGGUCAUGCUGUUAAGCUAAUUGGGUGGGGGACAACCAAUGCUGGGGAGGACUAUUGGCUUCUCGCAAAUCAGUGGAACAGAGGCUGGGGAUGGUUACUUCAUGAUCAAAAGAGGAACAAACGAGUGUGGAAUGAAGAGGAUGUGGUUGCUGGUUUGCCUUCAUCGAAAAAUUUUAUAAGGGAAGUUGCGAGUGUGGAUGCUGUUGUGGGUGAUGUUUCAAUUUGA